Messenger RNA from Chlamydomonas reinhardtii, 6924 nucleotides. RefSeq lists its product as uncharacterized. Gene Ontology annotation, molecular function: calcium ion binding. Gene Ontology annotation, biological process: non-motile cilium assembly. Gene Ontology annotation, cellular component: ciliary transition zone. Bases 338 to 6226 code for a protein of 1962 amino acids. Lineage: Eukaryota; Viridiplantae; Chlorophyta; Chlorophyceae; Chlamydomonadales; Chlamydomonadaceae. The record is from RefSeq and is a predicted model, not a curated record. The transcript is spliced from 35 exons.
GGAUAACAGGCCAGGGCUCAAGGCAAGCGUGACCGAGUAAGGCAGGAUCCGGGCCGGGUGUUGAAGACCCCCAUUCUUCGCGAAAAGGGAGCUUGCUGCAUUUGGGAAGAGUAGCUUAGCAGUGUAUACUUAAACGCUGCCCCUCAGGGCCUUGAAUGCUGCUGUAUUCGUGGUCCACCUGUCGACGGUCGCUUGCCCUAGAGGAAGUCGCACGGAAGAACGACCCAACAAAGCAGGGCGUUGCCCUCGCGCCUAUAAAAGAUGCGAACGUAGCUAAUAGUCUCUAGGAAGCUUUCACCUGUCGGGGCUGCCGCCGAAGCAGCCCGGCUCAACAACCAUGGGAGGCAACGACGACCGGGGCCUGGACGGCCCCGACGAGUCUGCGACGAGCUUUGGAAGCUUGCCGCCUCCAAGAGCAGUGAAGUAUGCAUGGGCGCCCUCUAACGACCGGGUGAACCAUGAAAACUUCCACCGCAUGCUGGAGGAGUACCGCACGUGUAAGAAGCGCGAGCGGGACUUGGAGCUGAAGAUUAAGCAGCUGGGCGCGCAGCUGGCCCGCACCGAGGAGGCCGCGAAGCGGGCGCUGGUGCAGACGGACGCCACCGCCAAGGGCGGCGCGGCGCAGAAGCUGCUGGAUGCGGAGCGGGCCAUUGCCAAAUUGCGGGCGGAGAAUGCCGAGCUGGCCAGCAAGCUCGCCAGGGAGAAGAAGCGGUCCAGCGACCUGAAAGCCAUGGCCGACACCUACAAGCAGCGCCUGGACGGCUUCCUGCGCGACCAGCGGCACCUGGUGCAGAAGGUGGGCCAGCUGGAGCGCACGGCGGCGGCGACGCGGCGCAAGCCCGAGGACGAGUUCUGGGGCGAGGAGGCGGGCCGGCGCUUCGUGGCGCAGCAGGAGGAGCUUGUGGCGCUCAAGGAGGAGAACACCGCGCUCAAGGAGCUGAUCGAGAGCGAUGGACCGCUGGCGCAGUGCAAGGCGUACGAGGGUCAGAUUAACGAGCUGCAGAACCUGGUCAAGUUCUAUGAGCGCAAGAUCACCACUAUGGCGGAGGCGGGGCUGGGCGGGCUGGAGGCCCUGGGCGGCCCCGGCAACCAGCCCGGCCCGGACGACUGGGUGCUUGAGGAGUUCUGGCACAACGACGAGAUGUACCUGCUGGACCGCAAGACUGGCAAGAUGUUCACGGUGCCGGGCGACAACAACUUCCCGCGCCCGCUGGGCAUCCGCACCAACAAGGAGGUGAAGAUGGGCGUGCACAACUCCAUGGAGCGCUUCCUGGCCACACUGGACUCCUUCCUGGCCAACAACGGCGCGAGGCUGCAGGAGGUGUUUGCCCAGUUCGACGUGGACAACAGCGGCCAGCUGGACCGCCGCGAGCUGGCGCGACUGCUGCAGACGCUCAUGCCCGACCUCAACCAGACCCAGAUUGAGGAGCUGCGCAUGAUGCUGGACGUGGACGGCGACGGCCUGAUCAGCUUGCCCGAGAUGCUGGAGAGCAUCAAGGAGGCCUUUGCAGCACGCACUGCCGCCAAAGUGGGCAAGAACAUCGAGGUCAACGACGCGCUGGACCGUAUCCGCGAGGUGCUGCGGGACAACAAGCAGGAGGUGAAGGCCUCGUUUGACGAGCUGGACGGCGACCGGGACGGCUGCCUGACGCACCUGGAGGUGGUGCGGCUGGUGCGCCGCUUCCUCAAGGACAUGUACCAGAAGGAGGUGCGCUACCUGCUGGCCAAGCUGCAGCAGUGGGACGUGCUGGGCGAGAGCCGCGUCAGCUUUGACGAGCUGUACCAGUGCCUGGAGCUGGUGCGGGUGUUCCGAGUGGGCCAGGGGCUGGGCACCGCCAUGCGCACCGGCUCGCCCAUGCGCUCGCCCACACGCUCCACCUCGCCCAGCAAGGUGCCCACCGCCGGCCCCAACAUCCGCGCCAGCGGCCCCGCCCGCGCCUCGAUGAUCCGCUCCACGGUGGGCGGCGGCGGCAUGAAGGAGGCGUUCAUGCGCGAGCGGGUGGGGCAGCUGGAGGCGGAGCUGCGGGACGCGCAGCGGCGCAACGGGGAGCUGGAGGACGACGCCAAGAAGGUGGAGCUGCUGCAGCGCGACGCGGCGCUGUACAAGGCGCGCAUCGAGGAGCUGGAGCGCGACUUCAUGAAGAUAGACGUGCUGGGCAACCUGGAGGCGGCGGGCGGCGACGAGCAGCUGCAGAAGGCGUGGGAGAUCGCCUCCACCUUCAAGAAGAGGUUCAUGGAGCACAAGGGCGAGCUGGACAACAUCCGCAUCCUGUACGCGCGCAUGCAGGCGCAGCUGGACGAGACGCACAAGCUGUUGCACGAGGAGCACCGCAAGCGCUUCAAGCUGGAGGACGAGAUCACCCGGCUGAAUGUGGAGCUGAUGCGGGUGCAGGACCUGGAGUCCCGCCUCACACACGAGAAGGGCGAGCGCGUGAAGCUGGAGCGCGAGUACCUGUCGCUGCAGCACAAGGCGCUCAAUGCCCCGGGGGAGGCGCUGGCGGAGGUGCGGGCGCUGCGCGAGGAGCUGUUCGCGGUGAAGCGCGAGAAGGCCACGGCGCAGCAGAAGGAGGCGGAGGUCCGCAUGGAGCUGCAGCACGUGCGCACACUGCUGGACGGCAUGGACCAGACGUCUUACAAGGCCAUGCAGGACGACACCGACGCGCUGAAGAAGAAGGUGGCCAGCCUGUCGCUGGAGCUGCAGGCGGCGCGCGACAAGCUGGCGGUGUACAUGCGCACGGAGCUGCCGGGCGCGGCCACCAACACCGACCUGCUCUUCGCGGACGACGACCUGCUGUUCGGCUCCGACCGCAAGCCCGACUCGGACAAGACGCCGGAGGAGCUGCGGCGCGAGCUCAUCCAGCUGCGGGACGUGUGGCGGCUGGACCAGGGCGAGAUCAAGAAGCUGCACAAGGUGCUGGAGACCGAGUCCGCCAUCACCAUGGAGGCCAAGGCGGCGGUGGAGGAGGCGCACCGCGAGAUGGAGCGCGUCAAGCGCGAGCUGCAGGCGGAUCUGCGCAAGCUGGAGCGCGAGAUCGAGCGGCGUGAUGAGAAGAUCCGCAAGCUGGAGCUGCAGCUGCGCGGCGCCUACAGCGGUAUCAACCGCGCGCUGCGCUCCAGCAAGCGCGGCGGGCUGCGCGACUCCAUCCGCUCCGACGCCGACGACCUGUCGGAGCUGAGCGAGGACCAGAACAUCUUCGAGCUGCACGUCACGGAGGCCCAAGUCUACGAGGAGGCGCUGGGCAAGGACCCCGCCGUGUUCUUCACCUUUGACUUCUUCAUGCACGAGUCCCAGGCCACGCCCAUCGUGUCCUCCAACGCGCCCUCCUUCAACACGGUCAUCCAGUACGUGGUGGACUCCGACCCCUUCCUGCUGGACUACCUGGACAGCCACGUGCUGGAGCUGGAGCUGUGCCGCGCGCGCGGCUACGACUACGACGUGCUGGGCGUGGCGCGCUUCAGCCUCAAGCAGGUGCUGGAGGACUUGGAGAUCGGCGCGGCGCUGGGCUACAACCGCGCCUACCACUACGCCGACGUCUUCGGCGCCGACGGCAAGCGCCUGGGCCGCCUGCGCUACGGCUACUGCUUCCGCCGCCCGCUGGACGCGCUGCUCAAGGAGUGGCGGGCGGCGGGCCGCCACAAGCGCCGCUCCGAGCCGGACGAGCGCGACCCGGCCACAGCCGCGGUGCAGCAGGCGCUCACGCAGCCGGGCAACGGUCAGGCGGUCAAGGUCAUCAUCGAGCGCUGCGACGGCCUGGUGCCUGCGGGCGGCACGGCGCUCACCAUGAGGCCCUACGUCUACUACAGGUUCCCGGGUCACCGCGACUACCGCGACACACAGACGCUGUCGGGCGCACACCCGGUGUUCAACGACGAGGCGGUGUGGGCCAUUGCGCGCACCCCCCAACUGGCGGCGGACCUGCGCACACGCCACCUGCAGCUGGUGGUGUUCGACGACAGCCAGAGCGACGACCCGCUGCGCGCCAUCGUGGGCGUGGCCAGUGUGCCCCUGGCGGGUCUGGCCCAGGGCGUGCCGGUGGAGGGCGCCUUCAAGCUCACCAACCCCGUCACCCGCCAGCCCGCCGGCCGCGUCGUGCUGGGGCUGGGCUGGCACAACCCGCUGCAGCUGCCGGGAGCCGUGCCCAAGCCCCCGCCUCCGCGUGUGCCCAUCAGCAACGAUCCGCUGGACGGCGGCCCCACCCCCGACUUCGGGCUGGGCGCCGGAGUGCAGGAGCUGUUCCCGGUCAGCGGCGGCGGCGGGCCCCUGCGCCCCGGCGCCUUCGGCCCCGGCGGCCCCGGCCACCCGCUGCCGCGCCCCAGCCCCGCGGGCGGCCAGGGCGCCGCCUUCUACGCCCAGCCGCAGCCGGGCGGCGCCGGGGCGCGGCCGUACCAGGGGCAGGGGCAGGGGCAGGGGCAGCAGCCGUAUGAGGCACACGGCCUCGCGGCCGAGCUGGGCGGCAACCACGGCGGUCGGCCGGGCGCCGGCCGCGUGUCGGAAUACGGCCUGGCAGCAGACACCCGGCAGGGCGGCCCCGCGCCGCCACAGUCCCCCUACCAGCAGCAGCCGUACCAGCAGCAGCCGUACGGACCCGGCGGCGGCCUCGGCGGGCCGGGUGGCGGCGGCGGCGGCGGCGGCUUCGGGCUGGCGGCGGAGGCUGCCGCCCGCCAGCCGCCGCAGCAGCACAUGGGCGCGCACGGGCAGCAGCUGACGCAGCAGGGGCUGUACGACCCGGCGCAGUACGGCGUACAGCCGCAGCAGCAGAUGCUGCCGUACGGAGGGGGGCCCCAGCAGCAACAGCAACAGCGUGUCAGUGACUACGGCCUGGCGGCUGACACACGUGACCAGUACGGGCAAGGCUACGGCGGCGGCCCUGGCGGCGGCGCCGGCGGGCCUGGUCAGGGGCUGUACGGCGGCCCUGCGGGCGGCCAGUCGCCGCUGCGGCCGCAGCAGGGCCGGCCGCCGCUGCAGCAGCAGCAGCAGCAGGAAUUUGGGCUGGGUGCGGAGGCGGCCGCCGCUGCCGGCUACGGCAUGGCCUCGCACCCGCCGCCGCCGCCGCUGGGCGGCAUGCAGCGGCAGGGCUCCUUUGGCCGCCCGCCGCCGCCGGGGCCGCUCGGUCCCGUCGGCCCGGGCGGCCGGCUGGGCGGCGGCCCGCCGGGGGCGGGUGGCGGCCCGCGGCGGCCCAGUGAUGCGGCGUACGGCAUGCAGGCGGAGGCGGGCCCCGGGUAUCCGGCACGCCCGGACCAGCCGCCGCUGCGGCAGGGCUCCUUUGGCGUGGGCGGCGCCGGUGGCGGCGAGGAGUUCGGGCUGGGGGCGGAGGUGCUGGACGCCGCCGCGUCGCCGCCGCCGCCAGGAAACAUGAUGUUGCCGCCGGGCCGCGGCCCCGGCGGCGCCGGCGGCGGCGCCGUCCCCGGCGGCCGCUCCCGCUACGGCGCCGAGACGGAGCUCUCCUUGGAGCACCCGCCGCCGGCGCCGCUGCUGCCUGCGGGCCCCAACACCGCCACGCUGCAGCACGCCUACCACCCGGCGCAGCAGAUGGCGGCGCUGCUGCCGCCGCCGGCGCCCAGCCCGCCCGCCAACGCGGGGCUGGGGCCGGUGCUGCGGCGCGAGCGGCCCGAUCUGGGCUCCUGGGUGGGGCGCGAGCACCGCAUCUUCUUCUGCCUGCACUCCAUAGAGCUCAGCCAGCAGGCGCUGCGCAACGCCAACGUGUCCGCCGUGGUGGUGUGCCACAGCCUGCUGGAGGAGGGCGAGGCGGGCGGCAACGGCAUCAGCAUGCUGGACACCUACAGCCAGCCGCUGGCCAAGGCGCCCGGCCAGCUGCCCAUCAACUACUGCGUCGCAUACAACGUGCUGGCCGGCAACGCCGCCUCCGAGCUGUACGGCGGUCUGACUGGCCCCGGUGGCGCCGACUUCAGCCUGGAGCUCAGCCUCAUGGCCACCAGCGGCUCCAGCGCGGAGGCGGGCGCGGCGCUGGCGGGCGCGGGGCGGGCGGGCGGCGACGUGGCGCCCGGCACCUUCCGCGUGCUGGGCAACGCGGCGCUGCCGCUGGCGGAGCUGUGGACGCGGCGGCGCGGGGACAUGAUCAUGGAGCGUGUGGAGGUGCUUGAGGACGCAGACGACGCCGGCAGUGUGGUGGCGGUGCUGACUGUGUCGCUGGUGGCGGAGGCGGCCCUGGCCACACUGAGGGAGACCAUGAGGCACCGCGGCGGCGGAGGGGGCGUGCCGUACUGAGGAGGCGGGGUGGUGGUGCGGGUUUGACACGCCGGGGUGUUGUGACCGACCGCUCGACUUCUCUAACUUGCAAGAGUGCGGUUGCGGUGGCGUCCUUUUAUACUGGCGGCCAGCUGGGUUGGUUGCCCAGGAAGGGCGUGGCUUGAACUCAUCACUGCCGGUAGUUUAUAUCUCGUGUAUCAUGCAUGGAGCAAGCGGCGCUGCACGGCCACGCCAGCUGCUGCUGCAUGCAGCGGCCUCCCUGGCUGCAUUAGCCGUGUGGGGUUUGUGCAUCAACAUUUGCGGUAGCCGUGCGGUGUGACCCAGGGUGUGACCUCAAUGACAUGUACCAUUGGCAAUUUGACAUGUACAUGUGAAGCCUGCUCGCCGCUUGGCCUCGAAGGCCGAGCCACAGCACCACGGGGCCAGUAGACACCCGUGCCUUACUGUUGGACCCUUGAACCAAUACGGUAGCCGAACGGUAGCCCGACCCACGGCCCGCAAGGGUCUUCAUGCUGGACAGCGUGCCACUGCAAGCCUUGUCAGCAGACACGCGCAUCAUGAGUGCAUAGGAAUGGCUGCCCCCAAUGCAGCAUGCCUUACUCCGCCUUCCUACGAAAGUUCAGGGCCCCCGUGCCCCAAGACUUCAGUCACACGAGGGAUCCGAACCAAGGAAAUCCCCUCGAUCCAGCCCACCCCGCGUGUAACUCUGUGCCAUU